ACAAUAAACAAACAACAUUAAUUGAUCAUGUUAAUGCAAAUCAUCACCCGCUAAGCUAGUUGAUGGGCAACCAGAGUUAGGAUCCUCUCCAUUGUUGGACAUUAAAAGCAAUAGCAGAAACAGUUAAUUGCUACAAUACCUCUCUCAUCAUCACGUUCAUUCUAAUUCAUUCAUAGUAUCCAAACACACAGAAGACAAGGCAAAGAUGAUGAAUACGGAAGAAGGAGAAGAGAAAGCACUUACCAUCUACUUCAUACCUUACUUAGCACCUGGCCACAUGAUCCCUCUAUGCGACAUAGCAACUCUCUUUGCCUUACGCCGUCAAAAUGUCACCAUCAUAACCACACCCUCCAAUGCUCAAAUCCUUGGCAAAUCUAUUCCUUUAAACCAACACCUUCGUAUUCACACUGUUCCAUUUCCUUCACAAGCAGUAGGCCUCCCCGAUGGCGUCGAACCCCUCUUCACCACCACCGACCUCGACAACCUCACCAAAAUCUAUCGAGCAGCCACUCUACUCCGACCAACCAUCCAACACUUCGUGGAGCAGCACCCACCAGAUUGCAUCGUGGCUGAUUUCAUGUAUCCUUGGGUUCAUGAACUUGCAAACAAGCUACAAAUUCCUAGACUUGCUUUCAACGGUUUCUCUCUGUUUGCUAUUUGUGCCAUGGAAUCUGUUAAAGCACACUCUCUUUAUGAAUCUGCUUCUUUUGUAAUUCCUCAUCUUCCUCAUUCUAUUGCCAUGAAUGCAGCACCACCGAAGCAGCUGAGUAAAUUAUUGGAAGCGCUUCUUGAGACAGUUUUCAAAAGUAACGGAAUCCUUGUCAACAAUUUUGCUGAACUUGACGGUGAAGAGUAUAUCGAACACUACGAGAAAACUACUUGUCACAAAGCUUGGCAUCUUGGUCCAGCUUCUCUUAUUCGCAGAACUAUUCAAGAGAAGGCUGAGAGAGGAGAAGAGAGUGUUGUGAGUGUGCACGAGUGUUUGAGUUGGCUUAACUCGAAACAAGAUAACUCGGUGGUGUACAUAUGCUUUGGAAGCCAAUGUCAUUUUUCGGAUAAACAACUUUAUGAGAUUGCGUGCGGGAUUGAAGCAUCGAGUCACGAAUUCAUAUGGGUUGUUCCUGAAAAGAAACGGACGGAGAAUGACAAUGAAGAGGAGAAAGAAAAAUGGUUGCCAAAGGGGUUUGAAGAGAGAAUUAUCGGAAAGAAGAAGGCUAUGAUUAUUAAGGGUUGGGCUCCACAGGUUAUGAUUCUGAGCCACACAGCCGUGGGUGCAUUUAUGACACAUUGUGGGUGGAAUUCCACUGUUGAGGCAGUUAGUGCAGGGGUUCCAAUGAUCACGUGGCCGAUGCAUGGAGAACAGUUUUACAAUGAGAAGUUGAUAACACAGGUGCAUGGGAUUGGGGUGGAGGUCGGUGCAACGGAAUGGAGCACAACUGGUAUUGGGGAAAGAGAGAAGGUGGUUUGGAGGGAUAAUAUUGAGAAGGUUGUGAAGCGAUUGAUGGACAGUGGUGAUGAAGCUGAGAAAAUCAGACAACAUGCUCGAGAGUUUGGGGAGAAAGCUAAACAUGCAAUUAAAGAAGGUGGUUCAUCUCAUUCGAAUUUAACAGCUGUGGUUAAUUAUCUUAAAAGAUUGAGGGACAACAAACCUCUAAUCUAAAAGUCAUUUUUGUUUAUUUAUCUAUGUGUAUGACACAUAAAUGUAGUCUAUUAUUUUGAGUACUAUCCACCAAAAAUAAAUAUCACUUUUUGGUACAUAAUGGUGAAAAAGGUACCUCUAUUGAGAAAAUGAAAUUAUAUCAUAAAUGACGCUUUGGUAUCAAAUCGUGAAAUUGAUUUAUA
Messenger RNA from Medicago truncatula (barrel medic), 1842 nucleotides. Its product is annotated as UDP-glucose flavonoid 3-O-glucosyltransferase 7. The transcript has a single exon. Lineage: Eukaryota; Viridiplantae; Streptophyta; Magnoliopsida; Fabales; Fabaceae. The record is from RefSeq and is a predicted model, not a curated record. The coding region runs from base 206 to 1660 and encodes 484 amino acids. Gene Ontology annotation, molecular function: UDP-glucosyltransferase activity.